AUGUUUGGCGCCUCAGGCACUGUGUUGACACGAAAUUCGGAGCAACCAGGAAAAGAUAAAGAUCUCAGUCAGUACGUAUUGCAACUUGAAGACGACAUGGAGUUUGCUGAGAGAACAUUGAAAGGAAUAUUAAAAUCCGUGAAUCGCUUAAUGCAAAAGGCUGAAAAACGACAACCCAAAAAUCUUAUGAAGCUUCUAGCGGAAUCCAGAGGUUUUGAAGGGGUUGAAAAGUUUGACAGCCAUCAUGUUCCAUCUUUACUUUCAGAAGAAUAUCUCAAUUGCUGGAGCUUGCCGUUGGUUACACUAACAGCCAUCGCCAUUUCUUUCCCUGAGGUCUCGAAAGAUACGGUUGAUGCCUUGUUGAGUGGUGUGAGAAAAGGUCUUGUUUACGUCACACAUGUGGAAGAAAACCUUAAUGUUACCAAUGAUCAUGUAAGCAUUCAGAAGGUGGCUAAAACUUUGUGGUUAGAAGUUGAAGUCCACCGAGAAUGGUUAGGACACAAGCUCAUGCCAAAACCUGCAAAUACAGCUGGACAGAUUCUUCAAUGGUUGAGGGACACAUCUAAAAACAUCAUCACUGAGGUGGAAAGCAAGGAAAAUGAUAACUCCAAGUACAGGUGUAUUUCUGCCAAUUCAAUGUAUCGUAUCACCCAAACACUCAUUCUCUCCUAUAGUGCCAACAUGGAGCAGGUUAGUCAAGAGGAACUAUUUCUGCAAUUAUCAUCAAUGGUCGCUGACAUUUUGGCAGCGUGUCUCACCAACUUACCCCAAGCCAUAGCCAGGAGAUGCCAUGAAAAGGAGAUAGAGAAAAGGGAGGCAGGCGUCCAUGCAGCGGCUCAACUGCUCGGUGAGACUGCACAAAUAAUCAACACCCUUCAAGAUCGUGAACUUCCAAACUUGAAUGCUGACGAGUUGGCAUUUAUUGACAAGUGGCGUGCUUACUUAAAGCAUCCCUUUCCUUAA
This is a messenger RNA of Lactuca sativa (garden lettuce), 963 nucleotides long. RefSeq lists its product as uncharacterized. The record is from RefSeq and is a predicted model, not a curated record. NCBI's taxonomy places the organism in Eukaryota, Viridiplantae, Streptophyta, Magnoliopsida, Asterales, Asteraceae.